AUGCUCGUCAUUGUUGCGGGAGGGAGAAAGGAUAUGGGGAUUGACGAUCUGGUUCAGAGAAGGGAAGAAGAAAUAACCAGAGGGAAUAGCGGCGGCGAAGAACUCGGCAAUCAGAGAAGCAGUCCGCCGCAGGCUAAAACCGUGCCACCAGAUCGAGUUCCUCUUGUCCAAACCGACGGCCGGAGAUCGAGUUCUUCUUCUCCAAGGUUGGGAAAGGAAUAG
This is a messenger RNA of Linum trigynum, 222 nucleotides long. NCBI's taxonomy places the organism in Eukaryota, Viridiplantae, Streptophyta, Magnoliopsida, Malpighiales, Linaceae. The record is from the annotation of a GenBank genome assembly.